Molecule: messenger RNA, 369 nt
Organism: Colletotrichum aenigma
Lineage: Eukaryota; Fungi; Ascomycota; Sordariomycetes; Glomerellales; Glomerellaceae
Gene: atnB-1
Product: Aspercryptin biosynthesis cluster protein B
Exons: 4
Coding region: 1-369 (122 amino acids)
Source: RefSeq, a predicted model, not a curated record
AUGUCGCUUGGUGCCGGUGCCAGAACGAUGGCUACGCGGGCACCAAAGGAGUUUCUUUGCAUAGUGCCGGAUAAGCCCAAAGUGCUGCAAGUCCGCAAGCAAGUCAAAGGCCAGCAUUACGAAGGAAUCAAGCCCCUCAUCGAGUCUGGGAGGCUAGUUGCCGGAGGGGCAAUGUUCGAUAAACAUCCGGACGAAGACGCCACGGAGGCCUGUUUCAGGGGCAGCGUGGUGGUGUAUACCGCGGAAAGCCUAGAGGAUGUCAAGGCUAUCAUUGAGAACGAUGUUUAUGCUACGAGCGGGGUCUGGGAUCUCGAGAGGGUGCAGAUCAUUCCUUAUGUGGCUGCUGUGAGGCAGCCUCUCUCGUCAUGA